AAUAGAUUAAGACACGCUCAUCGAUUGGCAUUCAGCGUCUUGAAUCGGUACAAAGUGAACCGUAGCGUCGGCACAAUAAAAAUCUCACAAGAAUUCAAAACGUUAUAAACUACAUAAAACAAAUUAUAAACGUUACGCUCUUAAUCACACUUUUAAAAUAGUGUAGCGUGAAUAAAGUGCGUAUUGAAAGUAAAAGGAAACGAUAUCGAAAGUGAAACACUCGAUAAUUAAUAAAUAUAGUGGAAAUUGUGAAAGCUAACAAACGGAUUCAAGACAUUCUUCUCCAAAAACGGAUUUAAAACAAAAUGACUUCAACAAUUAGUAGCAUACUGCAAAGUUUACGCCUGAACUCAACACCUAAAAAACCCAACGGCACUUCGGCAAAUCCAGCGCUGCAUAAAACCUUCCCACAGGAACCCAGCAAUGGACUACUACCACGCGGCCUUGCCGAAAUCCCGCUAUCCGUGGUUGCGCAACAUGAUGACUACUCAGACUGUUGGAUUGUCAUUUACGAUCGCGUUUACGAUGUCACACAAUUUCUACGCGAUCAUCCCGGUGGCGAAGAUAUCAUAAUGGAGCAUGCAGGACGCGACGCUACUUUGGCUUUCCACGGCACUGGACACUCGCGAUCGGCGAUCGAACAGAUGAGCGAAUAUCUGAUCGGUGAAUUACCGACCAAGGAGCGCAUUUUCAGAAAUGGCAAUGCGAAAGUGCUGUCCAUUGGUGUGCCACAGUGAAAGUGGAGAGCGGGAGAAAGAGAGUGCGUAUUUGGAAAUCUGAUUACUCAAUGUACAUUCGCUCACAUGUGUGAUAAGCUUUAUGCUCACACGUACUGAUUGAUAUUAACACUUUGCACCCACAUGUUCCUACAUAAAAUUUGGUGUCGGCACUGCUGAUAACAGAUUUCAAUAGCUGGUGACAAACGAAACUUAUCUCUAUUGGCUUGAAAAAUAUGCGCAUCAAUGAAUCGUGAAUCGUGCGACCCGAUAGUAACUACUGGAGUGUCAGUAUAUUAAUUUCAGAUACAAUAAUUAUGCGAGUGAUUUGGUGUGGUGUGAUUUCAAAAGUUUAGACAUUCCUACGAACAUAGUAGGAGAUAUAUGUAAUUGUUUAUAUUAGUAUAUAUAAAAAUAUAAAUUGGUUCCUGCUAUUUACAAAUUGGCCUUUAAACAGUUCAAUACUGAAAAUUUUCGAAACUAUAUAUAAUCAAAGCACAGAUUGGCAUAGCAUAAAUGUACAUAAGUAUAUACAGAUUCCGUUCAAAACUGUAUGCUUGAUAACUUGACAGCUUUCUUUAAUACAAUUUCUGUUUUCAAUGUAUUAUUGUUUAUGCAUUUAUUAUUUCGUAAUGUACUUAAGUAUCAUAUAUGUAUAGAAAAUA
This is a messenger RNA of Zeugodacus cucurbitae (melon fly), 1381 nucleotides long. RefSeq lists its product as uncharacterized. The transcript has a single exon. Gene Ontology annotation, cellular component: membrane; intracellular membrane-bounded organelle. Gene Ontology annotation, molecular function: heme binding. The record is from RefSeq and is a predicted model, not a curated record. Lineage: Eukaryota; Metazoa; Arthropoda; Insecta; Diptera; Tephritidae. Bases 306 to 737 code for a protein of 143 amino acids.